ACGUAAUUCUUAUAGAAAUAAUAUGAUCCGGUCUCAUUAUGAUAUGUGUAAAUGGGCACUGCACAUAUUUCACUGUACAUCUUUUUCAUUUUCCAAGGUGCCUUCUUGGAGCGGAUGUCAGUAUAAGGCAGUCCUGGUCUAAGGAGUUAAGAAUAUGCAGUGUGAAGACGAUGAGGAAUCAGAGGACAGAGAUUGCGAGAACAGGAGGCAGUUAACAGAGGGAUCUCAAAGUGUUUGUGUAACUGAUGACUGCGUCUCAAAGGGAUUUCAGCAAAACGUCCAGCAGGGUCUGUGUAAAAGGCUCACGCUCAUAAAUUCCAUUGGAAUUGCAGAAAAGCUCAAUAUGCUAGUAAGUGUGAGUGAGAACCUUAUAGAUGAGGACAGGGAUGUGAAGGAUGAAACUAAGGAAGUGGAAAAGAAUGUUGGAACGAAGCCCAGUAGGUUGUCUCCCAAUGACCCGAUUGAUCCAGACACUAGUGUCAGUGACCAAACUCCAACAGAAAAAAAGGAACCAUCUGGGAUUCGUAGGAACAAAAUACAGUCUUCAAGCAUGACAAAUAGCCCAUCUACUAAUACAGAAUUUGCAAAAAAUGAGGAUGGAGAGGAUCGACCCUACAAGUGUGAACAGUGUGGCCGUUCAUUUAAGAAGUCCAGCAAUCUGCUGAGCCACAUUGAUACGCACAGUGGGGCAAAACCUCAUGUGUGCGAGCUUUGUGGUAAGGCUUACUCUCACCAGGGUACCUUACAGCAACAUCGCAGGCUGCAUACAGGCGAAAGACCUUAUAAAUGCCCCCUUUGUGCCAAGUCUUACACAUGGUCCUCUGAUUACAGAAAGCACAUUCGCACACACACUGGUGAGAAGCCGUACCAGUGUAGUGAGUGUGACAAAGCCUUUGUGCGUUCAUCCGAUCUCCACAAGCACCAGCGCAACAUGCACAACAACGAUAAGCCCUUUCCCUGCGGGGAGUGCGGGAAGACCUUUAACAAACCUCUAUCCUUGCUUAGGCACCAGCGUUCACAUUUAGGGGAAAAACCAUUCCAGUGUCCAGACUGUGGGAAGGAGUUUGCUGUGGCCAGCAGGAUGGUGGAACACCAGCGGGUACACACAGGAGAGCGCCCGUUCUCCUGCUCCAUCUGUGGCAAACGUUUCACUAAGUCAUCUAACCUGUUUGAGCACCAGACACUACACGCUGGCCAAAAACCGUUCCAAUGUGGAGAAUGUGGAAUGACCUUUGCUCAGUCUUCCAGGCUUGCCCGCCACCAGAGGAUCCACAGCGGGGACCGUCCAUAUGCUUGUGACCAUUGCGGGCAAGCAUUUACACGUUGCUCCACGCUGAAGAGGCAUCAGCGGGUGCAUACAGGAGACAAACCUUACCUAUGUCCUGACUGUGGGACUGCUUUCCGACACGCAGCUCAGCUGGCUCAGCAUUCACGGGUCCACACGGGGGAGAGACCUUUCCAGUGCCAGGAUUGUGGCAAAACCUUCUCUCGAGCAACUCACCUUACGAGGCAUGAAGCCAGACAUAAGAAAGAAUCACCUGCACCCACAGAAUAAUCCAUUUGUUGCCAUAGAAACGAUACAGUAUGGUGGCCCCCUUCUCGCUUAUGAACAUAUUGGUUUCUGAAAUUUGUUUUAAACACUCAAUCUGUUCUUUUUCCAUUGAGUCUAUGUUUAAAAGCACAUAAGCAACAAUAGCAGUGUUGAGUACACAAUAAAAAGGUUACAACUCACUGAAUAUACACGUUGUGAAGAAAUUAGAAAUACAUUACCAUCUUUUCCCCCCAAAUUUAAAUUUUUAAAUUAGGUGUGCGGGCUAUAAUUAGGGUUUAGAUCUGCUUCUCUUGCAUCUUUUUGUUCUUCUGUCUUCUUUCUUCACUUCCACAAAAGGGCAGAGAUUCCCGGCACAC
Molecule: messenger RNA, 1908 nt
Organism: Spea bombifrons (plains spadefoot toad)
Lineage: Eukaryota; Metazoa; Chordata; Amphibia; Anura; Pelobatidae
Gene: ZNF648
Product: zinc finger protein 648
Exons: 1
Coding region: 155-1555 (466 amino acids)
Biological process (GO): regulation of transcription by RNA polymerase II
Molecular function (GO): DNA-binding transcription factor activity; RNA polymerase II cis-regulatory region sequence-specific DNA binding
Source: RefSeq, a predicted model, not a curated record